Messenger RNA from Humulus lupulus (European hop), 1239 nucleotides. RefSeq names its product vacuolar protein sorting-associated protein 32 homolog 2. The record is from RefSeq and is a predicted model, not a curated record. Lineage: Eukaryota; Viridiplantae; Streptophyta; Magnoliopsida; Rosales; Cannabaceae. Gene Ontology annotation, biological process: late endosome to vacuole transport via multivesicular body sorting pathway; vesicle budding from membrane. Gene Ontology annotation, cellular component: multivesicular body; ESCRT III complex; cytoplasmic side of plasma membrane. The transcript has 8 exons. Bases 279 to 935 code for a protein of 218 amino acids.
CCCUUCUCUACUUCUUCUUCUUCUCACCCAACGCAACACGCCUAAGAAAUCCCAAAUUAAUCCAUACAGAGGGACCAAACCUAAUCGCUCUCCACACUCUCUCUCUCCCUCUCAUAAUUCAUAGAUCCAUUCCAAUCCCAUAUUUUCUCCAAACCCUAAAUUCCUUUUCUCUUCUCUCUGAUAAUUUCUGCCAUCAAUUUCGAGGUUUCUUUUUGGGCGUUAAUUUUGUUCUGUUGAAGAUUGAAGAGGGUUGAAUAAGCGCGGAGAAUCAAUCAACCAUGUUGAAUCGCCUUUUUGGAAAGCCUAAACAGGAAACCAAUGCUCUAACCACGUUAGACAAGUUAAACGAGACACUUGAAAUGCUGGAGAAAAAAGAGAAAGUAUUACUAAAAAAGGCUGGUGCAGAAGUUGAAAGAGCUAAAGAAUUCACUAGAGCAAAGAACAAAAGGGCGGCCAUACAAUGCUUAAAAAGGAAGAGGCUUUAUGAACAGCAAAUAGAGCAACUUGGAAAUUUCCAGUUGCGUAUUCAUGAUCAGAUGAUAAUGCUAGAAGGUGCAAAAGCCACUACCGAAACUGUUGAUGCUUUGAGGACUGGUGCUGCUGCAAUGAAAGCAAUGCAGAAAGCAACGAACAUAGAUGAUGUGGACAAGACCAUGGAUGAGAUUAAUGAGCAGACCGAGAACAUGAAACAGAUCCAGGAUGCAUUGUCAGCUCCAUUUGGUGCCGCAGCUGAUUUUGAUGAGGAUGAACUGGAAGCUGAGCUUGAAGAGCUUGAAGGUGCUGAGUUGGAAGAGCAACUUCUCCAGCCUGCUACAACAGCUCCUGCUGCUCCAGUGCACGUCCCUGCUGGCCGGCAACCUGCUCGUCCUGUUCCUCAGAAGCGCACUGCUGAAGAAGAUGAACUGGCUGCUUUGCAGGCUGAAAUGGCUCUUUAAUCAGGUAUUGCUGGGCACAAUUAAAAAAGGCUAUGUAAAGAAGUGGCCUGAUUGUAUAAUGGAGAUUUCUGCGCGUUUCAGGAAAAAUCUAGAUUUCCGUAUGGGGUUGGGGCUAUUGUUGAACAGAUUCUUACACUUCUUAUCACAUAUAUGGAGAUUGAAUACUUGUUUUUACAUGGUUGACUUAAGCCAUAGACCAAACCAACUGCCUUAUUUUGGUUUUCUGUGUCAUAUCUACCCUCGUUUUUUUUUUCCUUUUUUUUGGCCACUGCGUUGUCAAUAUUAAUAAUAUAUACUCUUCUCA